Molecule: messenger RNA, 3022 nt
Organism: Impatiens glandulifera
Lineage: Eukaryota; Viridiplantae; Streptophyta; Magnoliopsida; Ericales; Balsaminaceae
Product: general transcription factor 3C polypeptide 3
Exons: 18
Coding region: 67-2874 (935 amino acids)
Biological process (GO): transcription by RNA polymerase III
Cellular component (GO): transcription factor TFIIIC complex
Molecular function (GO): protein binding
Source: RefSeq, a predicted model, not a curated record
CUUUCUUUCUUUCCUAUCCAUUCCAGAGUUUGGUUGAAGAAUAAAGGAGAAAGUGAAGCAGUAAAGAUGACAAACAAUGACCUAGAUGAUCCAGGUAAAGAUUCCGGUUCUACAGAACCAAUUAACACACAACGAGAAGGCAAAGAGAUAGAAAACGAAGACGAGAGUGAUGAUGACAUUGAAGAAGAAGAAGAAGGAGAUGGAAACGAUGAAAACGAAGACGAAAAUGCUUACACUUUCCAAUUUGAAGAUGAAAUGGAUCCCUUAUCGUUUGCUGAAGUUGACGCAUUUGGUAUCCAGCCUUAUCAGCAAUUCGAACGUCUAGAGAACGAGUAUCAAGCUUUGGCCGAAAAGAAACGAAAAGCAAUAGAGGAUAACUCUCAAAAUAACGAAAUUGUCGCUAAAAAGCCUAGAUACGAGGGUAUAACUGAAGCAAGCAUGGAAGAGAUAAUGGAAGUCAUGAACUAUGGUCGGCGAAGAAAAUCAAAGAAGCUUAAGAAGAAAGGUAGACGCAAAGGAUCAAGAAAUAAACUUGACCCAAGAAUCACGAAAAAGCUUGGUACUGCUACUCUUCAUUAUGCCCAUGGACGUCAUGAGGAGGCCAUAGCUAUCCUGAGAGAAGUUGUCCGCCUUGCACCAAAUUUACCUGAUCCAUAUCACACUCUUGGACUAAUAUACAAUACAAUUGGUGAUAACAAAAAGGCUUUGAGUUUUUACAUGCUUGCUGCACAUUUGACCCCAAAGGACUCGUCUCUCUGGAAGCUCCUACUCAAUUGGUCCCUAGAGCAAGGGAAUUCUGGUCAGGCCAGGUACUGUCUUUCUAAAGCUAUAAAAUUAGAUCCUGAUGAUGUUAAUCUUAUAAAACAUCAAGCUUCUCUUUAUGUUGAGAUUGAGGAUUACCAAAGAGCUGCUGAAUCAUACGAGGCAAUUGCACGACUCUGUCCUGAGAAUAUUGAAGCACUUAAGAAAUCCAUAAGAUGCCACCAAAAAUGUGGUCAGAAAGAACAGGCAACCAAUCUUCUAGAGGAAUACUUCAUAAAGCAUCCAACUGAAGUUGAUUUCAGCAUGAUUGAUAUUCUAGCGGCAAUCUACAUGGAAAAUAAUGAGCAUGUAAAAGCUCUUCAGCGUAUUGAGCACGCAAAGCAGAUAUAUUGUGGAGGUGAAAAUUUACCACUACAUUUAGCUAUCAAAGCAGGAAUCUGUAAUGUUCGUCUGGGAGAAAUAGAGAAGGCCGAGGCUAUUUUCACCAUUGUGGAACCAGAGAAUAUAUGCAAUUGUUGGCUUCUAGUUAGAGAAGUUGCUGAAUCAUUUAUGGAUCUUAAUCGUUAUGACUAUGCCUUGAAGUACUUCCACAUUGUAGAAGGGGCUGAAAAAGAAACAAAUGGAUUAUUAUACAUGAAAAUGGCUCGGUGUUACUCAUUCCUUAGUAAUAAGGCACAAGCAAUUAAGUAUUUUUAUAAAGGUUUGCAAAUGCUCGAGGACGAUAUUGAUGCUCGUUUAACUUUAUCUUCCUUUCUCCUUGAGGAUGAAAAGGUGGAUGAAGCCAUAUCUGUCCUUUCACCACCUACAGAUUCGGAAUCAGAAAUUGAUCCAGAUUUUGAUAAAUCAAAGGCAUGGUGGCUUAAUGGGAAAAUUAAACUUAAGCUUUGCCAUAUUUACAAAAGCCGGGACCAGUUGAUGGAAUUUGCUGAUACUAUAAUCCCUACGAUUAGAGAAUCAUUGUGUUUUGAAGGAAUAAAACGGAAGGUUAGAAACAGGAAAAAACUCUCUAAAAAGGUUCUUUUUGAGAGAGUCAAAGUAUUGAAUGAAGGUCAAAAUGAUAAUGUCUUUCAAGGAUUCAGACCUGUAGCUUCAUCUUUGGAAGUAGCUAAAGCUUUGAGAGCAAAGAAGGUGCUGGAGAAGAAGGCAACUUUAAAGGAAGCAAAUAAAUCUGCAACACUAGCUGCUGGAUUGGAUUGGAACAGUGAUGAUUCAGAUGAUGAAUACAAACAACAAACUUUAAAAGAAUCACCCUUGCCCGAUCUCCUGAUAGACGAGGACUAUCAUCAUCUCAUUAUUGAUUUAUGUAAAGCUCUUGCAACUUUGAAAAGGUAUUGGGAAGCAAUGGAAAUCAUCAAUAUGACAUUGAAAGUGGCGUUUAAUCAUAUCUCCCUAGAUAAGGAGCAAACACUACGGUCUCUUGGUGGUCUUGUAGCGCAAAAGAUAACUGAUCCUAGACAUGGAUGGAGCUAUGCACGUGACAUUGCUUUAAAACAUCCAUAUAGCAUUGCUGCUUGGAACUGUUUCUAUAAAGUUGUCUCAAGCUGGGAGAAUCGGUACACGAAGCACACAAAAUUCCUUCACACGCUAAAAACGAAACACAAAGAUUCUGUUCCGCCAAUUAUAAUUACUGGUCAUCAGUUUACGAUGAUCAGCCAGCAUCAAGUUGCAGCAAAGGAAUACUUAGAAGCUUAUAAACUGAUGCCAGACAAUCCAUUGAUCAAUCUUUGUGUUGGAGCUGCUUUAAUAAACUUGGCAAUUGGACUAAGACUUCAAAAUAAACAUCAAUGUUUUUUACAAGGCCUAGGAUUUCUCUUUAAUAAUCUUAGGAUUUGCAAUGGAAGCCAGGAAUCUUUAUAUAACAUAGCUCGAGCGUGUCAACACGUGGGUCUUUUCUCUUUAGCGGCUGGUUAUUAUGAAAAGGUGUUGGCAAUAACGGAAAAGGAUUAUCCUGCUCCAAAGCUUCCGAAUGAGAAUCAAGAGCUGAAUGAAGAAUCGGAGGGAAUUAACUGCGAUCUUCGAAGAGAAGCUGCUUAUAAUCUGCAUUUGAUCUAUAAGAAAAGUGGAGCUAAUGAUUUGGCUAGACAGAUCUUGAGAGAUUAUUGCACUUUUUAGGGUUUUGAUUAUUCAAGAAGGAACAUUUUUAUUUAUUUUAUUUUAUUUUUGCUAGAAACAUAGAGAUUCUGGGCAGGUCUGUACAUGAGAGCAAACAAUUUAUUUGUGCAUAAAUUUUUAUUUUUAAAUUAGAAUCAUUUUAUGUCUA